AUGUCACAGCCAAAGGGCCAGCAAGAGGAGUUUGUGGAGACCAUUGAACCCGAGCAGUCACGGGCUGUGCCUCAUAACAAUGGCACAGGAAGAGGAAUUCAGCCAAAAGGAGAUCAGGCUUUGCAGCUCAUAGAAGAGGCAGGGCACUCAAAUAUUCUGACCCCCGAGAACAACGCCAAAGUUCUCCGAAAGAUCGAUUUGCGUCUGCUUCCCAUUCUCCUCGGAAUCUACUUCCUCCAGCAACUCGACAAGUCGACCAUCUCGUACGCUUCAGUUUUUGGAAUCGUUGAGAAAGCCCAUCUCCAUGGCCAACAGUACUCCUGGCUAGGGGGUUCGAUCUAUCUGGCCCAGCUGGUGUUCCAACCCCUGGUCGCAUAUCUUCUAGUUAAAGUGCCCCUGGCAAAGUUUCUCGCUGCUUCCUGCCUCUUAUGGGGUAUUGCUUUAACGUGCAUGACUGCAGCUACAAAUUUUGGAGAACUGCUUGCUUGCCGAAUCUUUCUUGGUAUCUUUGAGGCGGGGAUUGGAAAGUUUGGAAGCUUGAUUGCCUUUGGACUGGGUCACAUCAAGUCCUCUAUAUUUGCACCCUACCAGAUCAUCUUCCUCUUCUUUGGUCUAGUUACUGUUGGGUUCUCUGCCGUUAUUCUUGUUUUCAUGCCCGAUUCCCCCGUGUCAGCCAAGUUCCUUGGAGAGGAGGACAAGUUGCUAUCAAUUGAAAGACAGCGAAUGAACCAACAGGGCGUCGAGAGCCACGAGUGGAAAUGGGACCACGCAAAAGAAGCAUUCCUCGACCCCAAAUCAUGGUUCUGGUUUGCGUUAAUGUUCUCGAUUUCUGUUCCAAGUGGAGGCAUCACUACUUUUGGGCCCUUGAUUAUCAAGUCCUUUGGCCUCAGUGAAUAUGAUACCAUGCUUUUCAACAUUCCCUUCGGUGCAGUUCAGCUUGUUGCCACAAUGGGAGGAGCUUGGCUAGCGACCGUUUGGAAAAUGAAGGGUCCAGUCUUGGCAUUGCUCUGUCUCCCACCCAUCUCGGGUUGUGUGAUGCUGUUGCAGAUUGCCCAUGACAAUGCCCACAAGGGGCCUCUGCUUGCAGGAUACUACAUUGUAACCCCGUUGAUAUACUCCUGGUCUGCAGGAAAUACAGCUGGAGAGACAAAAAAGAAAGUUACUACCGCUAUCCUGUAUGUCGGACAGUGCGCUGGUAAUGUCCUUGGGCCUAACCUUUAUACCACAAAUGAAGCACCGCUUUACCGUCGUGGUCUGCUUUCAAAGGCAAACACCGCAUAUAUGCACUUCCUAAACAAGAAGCAUGAGAAGAGACGUGUGGCUCUCGGAAAGGACGCUAAGAUUAUAGACCAGUCGAUGCAAACCAUUCAAGCUGUCUCUGAUGACGCCAAAGAAGAUCUGCCCCAACAAGCAGCAGAUGACAAUGCCUGGAAAGAUUUGACUGAUUUGCAAAACGAGGACUUUGUCUAUGUCUUCUAA
Messenger RNA from Penicillium egyptiacum, 1479 nucleotides. The record is from the annotation of a GenBank genome assembly. Lineage: Eukaryota; Fungi; Ascomycota; Eurotiomycetes; Eurotiales; Aspergillaceae.